GUGCCCAUAAAUAGCGGUUUCACCCACAAUCCCUCUCACCUUUUUUUUCUGCGCAUAAAAGAGAAGACUCCAGGGCCAACUUCUCGCUUGGCUUUCUAGGGUUUUCCUAUUCCCUUUCGUUAUUCUCUGCAGGUUAGGCGAACAAAACUCCGUCGUUUCAUCGAUCGGAACCAUGUCGUCGUCGAAGAAGAUCACUCUGAAGAGCUCUGACGGUGAGGCUUUCGAAGUGGAGGAGGCGGUGGCGCUUGAGUCUCAGACGAUCAAGCACAUGAUUGAGGACGAUUGCGCCGACAACGGAAUCCCCCUCCCGAACGUGACGAGCAAGAUCUUGGCCAAGGUCAUCGAGUACUGUAAGAAGCACGUCGAGGCCACCUGUGCCGACGAGCGCACCUCCGACGAAGAUCUCAAGGCUUGGGACACCGAGUUCGUCAGGGUUGACCAGGCCACCCUCUUCGAUCUCAUUCUGGCUGCAAACUAUUUGAACAUCAAGAGCCUUUUGGAUUUGACAUGCCAGACCGUAGCGGACAUGAUCAAGGGUAAGACACCAGAGGAGAUCCGCAAGACCUUUAACAUCAAGAAUGACUUCACCCCUGAGGAAGAGGAAGAGGUUCGUAGGGAGAAUCAGUGGGCAUUUGAAUGAUGUACUGGUUGAUUAUGUGGAGUUGAACUCAAACAAAAAUGUGUUUUUAUGGUGUAUUAUGUGGGUUUAUAUUACAUUAGUAAUAGUUAUUCUCUGACUCUCUCUUUUUGUCUGUUUUAAGUACUCUCUCGUUUGAAAUUGUGAGCGCCUUAAAGUGUAAAUAAUAUUCAGAUUUUGAUGGGGGCAUUGGUAGCAGUUGUCCUGCUAUCAAUUCCACUAUCAUUUCAAUGCUUUA
Quercus robur (English oak) is the source of this 875-nucleotide messenger RNA. RefSeq names its product SKP1-like protein 1B. Gene Ontology annotation, cellular component: cytoplasm; nucleus. The record is from RefSeq and is a predicted model, not a curated record. Gene Ontology annotation, biological process: SCF-dependent proteasomal ubiquitin-dependent protein catabolic process. The transcript has 2 exons. NCBI's taxonomy places the organism in Eukaryota, Viridiplantae, Streptophyta, Magnoliopsida, Fagales, Fagaceae. Bases 173 to 640 code for a protein of 155 amino acids. Gene Ontology annotation, molecular function: cullin family protein binding.